Chilo suppressalis (striped riceborer) is the source of this 945-nucleotide messenger RNA. The record is from the annotation of a GenBank genome assembly. Lineage: Eukaryota; Metazoa; Arthropoda; Insecta; Lepidoptera; Crambidae.
AUCAGGCUAGCGGUGUUUAUUCUGUACUCAAGUUAAAAUUAAACAUUACAUUUUGAUAAUAAACUCUUUUGUUACAUUUGAAUAUUAUUCACAAAUUGCGCUGAAGAUAAUGGAGGACGUAUCUGCGUAUUUCGCCCCAUCACUGUUCGUGAAUCAUGGCGGUGGACCAAAUCCAGUUUUGGGUGAGCAAAGUAACCUUGAAAUCGCCAGAUCAUUGAAGGAAGUGCACAAAAUCGUCGAUUUUAAUCGUUUGAAAGCGAUCAUUCUCGUGACUGCUCAUUGGGAGGAAAAUCAGGUGACAAUAUCGUCAAAUGAGCGUCACGAGUUGCUGUUCGACUAUUAUAAUUUCCCACCGGAAAGUUACAAAUACAAGUAUGAGGGGCGUGGCGACCCAGAAUUGGCGCGAAAAAUCCACGACGCUUUGAAGGCAGCAAAGAUUACAACAAGAUUGGACCCCGAAAGAGGUUGGGAUCACGGAGUUUUCAUACCGAUGAUGUUGAUAAGGCCCGAAGCGGACAUACCAAUAGUGCAAGUGUCUAUACUGAAGAAUCAAGAUGCUAAAACACACUAUGAGAUAGGGAAAGUUUUGCAUCAGUUCCGAAAAGACGGUGUGUCCGUUGUAGGCUCAGGAUUAUCUUACCAUAAUAUGGGGAGAUUCAAGGCUUCGAGGGGUGAAAAAGAUGAGUUUAUAGAGAAUAAAGAGUUUGAUGAAUUUUUGACUACAGUUUGCACAAGCGACGAAAAAAAUAAUAUAGUCCUUUGGAAAGAGGCUCCGGGAGCACUGGCUUGCCAUCCGGAGGGUGAAGCAGAUCAUUUGAUGCCCCUUUUAGUAGCGGCAGGUGCUGGAGGUCCAUCUAAAGGAAGAAAAGUAUUCGGAACAGCGUAUCGUAACAGGUUUUUGUUAAGCAGCUUCGUGUGGCAGUGACGAAAUGCAAGAUAAAUUAA